Messenger RNA from Rotaria socialis, 1539 nucleotides. Lineage: Eukaryota; Metazoa; Rotifera; Eurotatoria; Philodinida; Philodinidae. The record is from the annotation of a GenBank genome assembly.
AUGCUGUCUAUUAUUCUAUUGACAAUAUUUUUUCAUGAAAAUUUUGCAGGAAAAUGUCCAAGUCAAGAGUACUCAACGCCGUUUAAUUCUUCGUCUUCAAUUUUAACAAAACAACUCAAUGCAUUUUGGUCUAUUUAUGGAAAUUGUGAAGAAAAAUUAGAUACAAAUGAUAAUUGUUUUGGCGAUAACCCGACUUGGGCAGAAUGGGACUCGUUGAAGUUUAGUUGGAAUGAUCGAAAUACGUAUCGAGAUCAUGGUAAAACAACACUUUUUCGAUUUCCAAUCAAUGGAAUAAAUGGAACUGAAGGUGAAAUGUCUGAUGGAUUUGUGUGGUCUUGGAUAGAUUCAGAACGAUGGCCUGAUGCACGUGGAUCACAUGGUCAUGUAGCUUCCUAUCAUUUCGAUCAAUUGCCUCGAUUUACUGCUGCCAUUUAUCAAUAUUAUGUUUGGACAGGCGAUCGAAUAUUUCUUCAAUCGAUUUUACCACGAGCUGAAUUAGUGAUGAAUUUUUUAAUUUCUAAUAUGAAUGGAUCAUCGGGAAUACCGAUCAAUAUGAUUAAUGAUGGUAUCUCAGAGAAUAGUCGUCCAAGUACAUAUAUGGAUCAAGUGAAAUCAGGCUGGAAAGAUGCAUGGAUAGCGUUGACAUUUUAUACAGCUCUUAAUAAUAUAGCUGCACUCGAAAGCGUUUUUGGAAAUGAAACGAAACGAAAAUUUUAUCAAUCGUUGGCUGAUAAACUCAAUUUUGCAUUUGAUGACAUUUUUUGGAAUGAAACCACAGGAAGAUAUGCUGGUUGGGUUGAUAGGAAUGGUAACCAGCAUGAUAGUGGCUAUGUUUUUAUCAAUCUGGAAGCAAUUGCUCGUGGUUUAGGUAAUCGUUCGAAAGCUGAUCGUAUUUUUGAUUGGUUGUCGCACCCGGCUGAUCCAAUUCUUAUUGGUCCACACAAUGGCAGUACAGAUGUUUAUCAUAAUAUUGUAGCUCCUAGAACCACAACAGAAAAUGUUCUACAAUCGGAUUGGGAUGGCUGGUCAGAUCCCGAUGAAGGACGACGACCCUAUGGUGGUCUCGUUGAAAGUGGUGGAACAAUGAUGUGGUUAACAUACUAUGAUGUGAUGGCUCGUCUUCGUUUUAAUUAUACUGACGAAGCUUUCAACAUAUUAAAUAACAUGUUGGAACGUGUUGACAAUGAUUCUAACUGUUUGACUUUUAAUUAUGAAAAAGGACGAAUAAGAGAUGAUUUCGGAGAAGAUUUUGUACAAAUUGGAAGUAAUUUUCCAUUUCCUGAAUCAGGUAUAGCUGCCAUCUCAUUUCUACAUGGUUUUGUAGGUGUUACAGCUCAAAUUGAUGGAUUAAAGAUUUGUCCUCAAUUGCCAUCGUCACUUGAUUUUGUUCAAGCUCAAGUGAACUACAUUGGAGCCACAUUAACAAUUCGAGUAAGCAAACAAAUGCAGCCUGCUUCUUCUUAUUGUAUUACAAUUCCAGAAAGACAAUUAUCAAUUGAUAUUUUUCCUGGUACUUGUUAUUUUCUUACGUCUCUAUAA